Molecule: messenger RNA, 3007 nt
Organism: Phyllopteryx taeniolatus (common seadragon)
Lineage: Eukaryota; Metazoa; Chordata; Actinopteri; Syngnathiformes; Syngnathidae
Gene: nap1l4a
Product: nucleosome assembly protein 1-like 4a
Exons: 15
Coding region: 721-1839 (372 amino acids)
Biological process (GO): nucleosome assembly
Cellular component (GO): nucleus; chromatin
Molecular function (GO): histone binding; chromatin binding
Source: RefSeq, a predicted model, not a curated record
AAAUCGAAUCCUUUAAUCGGUGCUUAGUAAGCGUGACGCGCAGUUAAUGUACGGUGAGCUAUCACACUCUUGAAAAGAUUUCAGCCGUCAAGUUACUUUGCCUCCACUUUUAGCAACUGGAGAGGGAGUGCUAGCACGAUAGCCAACAAGUAACGAGCUUCUCAACGCUGCUAGCAAAGAGCUAACAGCUGUAUUUUAAUCGGGCAGUUGUUGUUGUUUUUUUUGUUUUUUUUUAACCUUGUUAACACAAUGCAAGCGUGACGUAGUUAUAAAGUCAAUCUUUUACUGUUACUGACCCUACCCGACGUUUAUGAAUGUUACACAAUUAUUAAUCCCCCCCCUACUCUGUCAGCGUUAAUCGGUCAUAGCACGUUGCCUCGGACUUUGUUGUUCGUCAGCUAGCACUUGAAUUGCUGUCAAACGUGUCAAACGUUCGAAAUGGUGUAGUUUGUGUUGUUUUGUUGCUACUGUGUGACUGUCACUUUCACUCGCGAGUUAGACGCUAACUUGUUCGUCGUAGGCAAGCUGGGCUGCCAGCAGCGUGUCGGCGCGUCAUCGGCCUGCGCUUGUUUGCCUCUCACUUCCCGUCACACCUGUUUGCUCAAGCGUGGCCCGCUUUGUAAUAACGUACUUUUUUCUUUGUGGCACAUGUCGGACUUCAUGAGUCAGCGACCGGCGGGCUUGGGCGUGCGAAUGUUUGUGAAAGUCCUACAUCGAUAGAUGAUAUUCUUGAGUAAUUUGGAAGGAGCAGCAACUCUAAUGGAUGUCACUAAAGCAGCUAAAGGGGAGCCGGGAUUGCAGACUCCUGCCGGGCAGAUGGACAAACCUGUGAACUAUCAUGCGUUGGAAAGUAUGCUUCCCAAAGCGGUGAAGAGGCGAGUGCAUGCCUUGAAAAGGCUUCAGGUGCAGUCUGCCCACAUUGAAGCCAAAUUUUACGAGGAGGUCCAUGAACUGGAGAGGAAGUAUGCUGACCUCUAUCGACCAUUAUAUGACAAGCGAAGAGAUUUUAUCACGGGUACAGUGGAACCCACAGAUGCUGAAUGUGAGUGGACCAGUGACAAAGAUGAGGACGAGGAGCUAACUGAGCAGGUAAAGAAAAAAUUAGCUCUCGACCCUGCCAAGAAGGAAGAUGCUGCACCAGUGGAAGACCCAAAUGGCAUCCCGGACUUCUGGCUCACCAUAUUCAGGAACGCAGACAUGCUCACUGACAUGAUACAAGAACACGACGAGCCCAUCCUCAAGCACCUGAAAGAUAUUCAAGUCAAGUUUUCUGAACCAGGACAGCCCAUGAGUUUUACACUAGAGUUCCACUUUGAGCCCAACAGCUACUUUGCCAAUGCAGUCCUCACUAAAGUCUACAAAAUGAAGUGUGAGCCUGAUGCUUCAGAGCCUUUCUCAUUCGAGGGCCCAGAGAUCAUCGACUGUGGCGGCUGCGUGAUAGAUUGGCACAAGGGAAAGGAUGUGACUGUGAAAACGAUCAAGAAGAAGCAGAAGCACAAAGGUCGUGGCACUGUCCGUACAGUCACCAAACAGGUUACCAACCUGUCCUUUUUCAACUUCUUCAACCCCGUCAAAGGUGAGUGCAGAGCAGGUUCACCAGAUGAUGAAAUGGACGAGGACUCUGACCUAGCUUUUGACUUUGAGAUUGGUCAUUUGUUCCGUGAGAGAAUAAUUCCCCGAGCAGUGCUGUAUUUCACUGGAGAGGCAAUGGAAGAUGAUGAGAGCUUUGAUGAGGAACUCGAAGAAGGCGAUGAGGAGCAAGAUGAUGAGGGUGAUGACGAUGACGACGACGAUGACGACGAUGACGACGACGAGGGAGACUUUGACCCGAAGGCCUAAUCAAUCAUGCAUUUCUAGAAAGUGGUACCCGCCCAGCCUGCUGAAUGCAAGCAGCAGUAACCACGGUGACCACUGGACACAGAUCAGCAAGUGGUCCUCUUGCAGCCCCCAUCGUCCUUCUGCCUCUCUUCUCUGAACGGUCAUCUGAACGCAAUAGGAUACAAACCAAACUUUUUGCUAUGUGCAUGACUACCCCCCCCCCCCCCCCCCCCCCCCUUAACACACGUUGUCCUCCUUUGUUUGGCCUCUUGUCACCCUCCAAACGGGGAAGUGUCCUCGCCCUUGCCAUCUUUUAGUAAGAUGGAGUUUAGUGGAUUACUGCCAGAAAUCUCAGCACGUCAUAAGAAAAAUAGAACAAACUUGAGUUGUCAUGGAUCUGUUACUCAGGGUUUAUUUUUAUUUUUUUAUUUUUUUUGAGGGGGGGGGGGGGUUAAAUCAACAUAAUUUCAGAAGUUGUCUGAUGAACUAAGUUGACUUUUGCCUGGGCUUUGGGGGCUUCCCCCCGCCCCCCCCCUUUUGUUACAAUGCAUAACUAAUUUAGUUUUGUUUUCGUACUCGUGCUUGUCGUUGAAUUAUUUAUUGUGGUGUGUUGCAGCGGUAUGCAUUUCAGCAACCCACAGUGUGGAGGCUCACCUCGUGAAAGAAACGACAAACUGCCAUGUCCUGAUUUGAAACCUCAAACCGUUGUGGGGUAGUUGAUUUAAACAAGCAUUUAAACAUAACGUGAGCACUUGAAUGAACGAACUUCUUCACUUCUUGACCUUCCCGUUAUGUGACCGCAUUUCGGUGUUUUCUGCUCCAAAUUGAAUGUUCUCUCUCUGAAUUGUUUGCCCACUUACACAUUGUAAUCAACAUUUAAAGUUGCGCAAAUAUAUUUUGUUAUUGUAUAUGGGUUUGUUAUUGAAAAUUUUGUUGAAAACAUGUUGCCAAUGUAUUUUGUACUACCAUUUAGAUUGAAUUUGUUUGGUGUGGAUUCCAGCGUUGGCAGGUCAUCAGAAGCAGUAAACCAAUCGGCCGCUUCUCUCGCUUGCAUCCGAGCAAGUGCUUGUCAUCCUCAAAUGUGUCACACGGCGUCCUGUGCUUACAAAUGGCCUUAACGUAGCUUGGCUUACUCUCUUCAAUUUGUACAGAGUUAAGAUAUUCUAUUAAAGUUGUGCACAGUUGAAAA